Molecule: messenger RNA, 1741 nt
Organism: Anastrepha obliqua
Lineage: Eukaryota; Metazoa; Arthropoda; Insecta; Diptera; Tephritidae
Product: RING-type E3 ubiquitin-protein ligase PPIL2
Exons: 4
Coding region: 111-1673 (520 amino acids)
Biological process (GO): protein folding; protein polyubiquitination; protein peptidyl-prolyl isomerization
Cellular component (GO): catalytic step 2 spliceosome
Molecular function (GO): peptidyl-prolyl cis-trans isomerase activity; ubiquitin-ubiquitin ligase activity
Source: RefSeq, a predicted model, not a curated record
AACUUUGACCAAAUGUCAGAUUGUCGAACCUAUAAACAAAAUAUUCAUCCUAUUUUUGUUUGGAAAAAAUAUAUUUUAUUUGUGUAAGAACUUUAUCAAAUACUUUCAAAAUGGGCAAGCGGCAACACCAAAAAGACAAGAUGUACCUCACGUACACAGAGUGGUCAGAGCUGUAUGGCGGCAAGAAAGUUGAGUCUGCGGAAAAUGAGCACAUAAAAUUCAAACGACUUCCUUUUGACCACUGCUGCAUUACUAUGGUGCCCUUUGACACGCCCUACUCUGAUGUUGAUGGCAAUGUUUUCAGCUUGGAGGCGAUACACGCAUUUAUCAAGACAUUCAAAGUAAAUCCAAUUACUGGCAAAUCGCAAGACGCAAAAGUUUUAGUGAAACUAAACUUUCACAAAAAUGCUGAAGGAGAAUACCAUUGCCCGGCGCUUUUCAAGCCUUUCACGAAAAAUUCACACAUCGUUGCGUUGGCCACUACUGGAAAUGUGUACUCGUGGGAAGCUAUUGAUCAGCUGAAUAUUAAAACAAAGAAUUGGAAGGACUUAAUUGAUGAUUCGCCAUUUCAACGCAAAGACAUAAUUACAAUUCAGGAUCCACAUCACUUAGAAAAGUUUGACAUUUCACGAUUUUAUCACAUACGUAAAAAUCUACGUGUUCUCUCGGAGGAGGAGCAGUUGGAGCGCAAAGAUCCAACAAAACGUAUUAAAACUAUGAAUUUAGAAACUAAAGAAACAUUAGCACAGCUGGAGAAGUACUAUCAGGCACCAGAGGAAGCACCAAGUACAUCCAAACGUAUUGCGGAUAAGUUCAAUGCUGCACACUAUUCUACUGGAGCAGUUGCGGCAAGCUUCACUUCGACUGCCAUGGAACCCGUUUACAAUCACGAAGCGGCUAUAAUCGAAGACGAUCUAGUCAAGUAUGAACGUGUGAAAAAGAAAGGCUAUGUGCGACUACAAACAAACUGUGGACCACUAAAUUUUGAGCUAUAUUGCGAUGCAGUACCUCGAGCAUGUGAUAACUUUAUACGACAUUGCACUGAUGGCUAUUACAAUAAUACCAAAUUUCAUCGCUCAAUACGAAAUUUUAUGAUUCAAGGCGGCGACCCCACUGGAACUGGUACCGGUGGUACAUCAAUUUGGGGUAAGAAGUUUGAUGACGAAUUCAAACCAAAUCUGUCGCAUUCAGGUCGCGGUAUGCUCUCAAUGGCGAAUUCCGGUCCAAAUACGAAUGGAUCACAAUUUUUUAUAACGUAUCGCUCUUGCAAGCACUUAGAUGGUAAGCAUUCGGUUUUUGGAAAGCUAGUUGGUGGCAUGGACACGUUGACACAAAUGGAAAAAGUUGAAGUCGACAAUAAAGACCGACCCAUCGAAGACAUAAUCAUUGAAACGGCACAAGUUUUUGUAGACCCGUUCAAGGAAGCCUUAGAAGAAUUAGAAAAAGAGCGUGCCGAACAUGUGGCGCAAGAAGCGCAAGCGGCAGCAGAGAUCAAAAAACAAAAACGCCUGAAUGAACCGUUGAAGGUCUAUCGACAGGGAGUGGGCAAGUAUUUGAACCUAAAAGAAGCAAAAUUAUCGAAUACAUCUGUGAAUGGCAAGAGCAGCGAAGCGUCGAAAAAUAAACAUAAAUCAGUAGUUAAAGGAACUUUUGGUGAUUUUUCUAGCUGGUAGUCUUAGAAUCACAUUUGCCUACGUAAUAAAUAAUUAAAAUUCUUAAGAACAAUUAAAAUUUGCAAAAA